UUUUUUUGCUACCUUUUGCCGCGAAAAUUCCUCGCGUCCCGCUGGCUUGAGGGGCGGAAGUCUGUUUCCGGGAGUUCCAACCUGAGCUUGAGCGGGCAGUGAGUCAUCAUGUCUGGUUUUGAUGACCCUGGGAUCUUCUACAGUGACAGCUUUGGUGGAGACCCAUUGGUAGAUGAGGGACAGGUCAGAAAGUCCCAACUGCAGAAACGUUUCAAAGAGUUCUUAAGACAAUAUCGGGUUGGAACAGACCGGACAGGCUUCACCUUCAAAUACAGAGAUGAACUCAAACGCCAUUACAAUUUGGGGGAAUACUGGAUUGAAGUGGAGAUGGAGGACCUGGCAAGCUUUGAUGAAGACCUAGCAGAUUAUCUGUACAAGCAGCCUGCUGAGCACCUCCAGCUGCUAGAGGAAGCAGCAAAGGAGGUGGCUGAUGAAGUAACACGACCUCGUCCCAUGGGAGAUGAGGAUCUUCAAGAUAUUCAGGUUAUGCUGAAAUCAGAUGCCAAUCCAUCUAACAUCCGCAACCUCAAGUCUGAGCAGAUGUCUCAUCUUGUGAAGAUCCCUGGAAUUAUCAUUGCUGCAACUGCAGUGAGAGCCAAAGCAACCAGAAUCACUAUCCAGUGCCGCAGCUGCAGGAAUGUUAUUCCCAAUAUUGUCUUACGUCCUGGCUUGGAAGGAUAUGCUCUCCCUCGGAAGUGCAGCACGGAGCAGAAUGUCCUAGCAAAGUGCCCUUUGGACCCAUACUUCAUUGUCCCAGACAAGUGCAAAUGUGUGGAUUUCCAGACCCUAAAGCUCCAGGAGUCGCCAGAUGCUGUCCCUCAUGGGGAGAUGCCCCGGCAUAUGCAGUUGUACUGUGACAGAUAUUUAUGUGACAAGGUGGUUCCUGGGAACAGAGUAACUAUCAUGGGUAUCUACUCCAUCAAGAAGACUGGACUUACUAAGAAGAAAGGCAGGGACAAUGUUGGAGUGGGCAUCCGAAGCUCUUACAUUCGUGUGGUGGGAAUCCAGGUAGACACUGAAGGCUCAGGGCUCAGUGUCAGUGGUUCAGUGACUCCUCAGGAAGAAGAGGAGUUCCGACGUCUUGCUUCCAUGCCAAAUAUUUAUGAGACAAUUGCCAAAAGUAUUGCUCCCUCCAUCUAUGGCAGUAGUGAUAUCAAGAAGGCUAUUGCAUGCAUGCUCUUUGGAGGCUCCCGAAAGAGACUUCCUGAUGGGUUAACCCGUAGAGGGGAUAUUAAUCUGCUCAUGAUGGGAGAUCCUGGCACAGCCAAGUCCCAACUCCUAAAGUUUGUAGAAAGAUGUUCUCCCAUUGGGGUGUACACCUCUGGGAAAGGCAGUAGUGCAGCUGGCCUGACAGCCUCGGUGAUCCGAGAUCCAUCCUCACGAAGCUUCUUCAUGGAAGGAGGGGCUAUGGUGCUGGCUGACGGGGGAGUGGUUUGCAUCGAUGAAUUUGACAAGAUGCGUGAGGAUGACAGAGUGGCUAUCCAUGAAGCUAUGGAGCAGCAGACCAUCUCCAUUGCCAAGGCUGGUAUCACGACCACCCUAAAUUCACGCUGCUCUGUGUUGGCAGCUGCCAACUCUGUGUUUGGACGCUGGGAUGAAACAAAAGGCGAAGAGAACAUAGACUUCAUGCCAACGAUCUUGUCCCGAUUUGACAUGAUCUUCAUCGUCAAAGAUGAGCACAACGAGGAAAGGGACGUGACGCUGGCCAAGCACGUGAUGUCUCUGCACGUGAGUGCCCUGACACAGACCCAGGCUGUUGAAGGCGAGAUUGAGCUGAACAAACUGAAGAAGCUGAUUGCUUACUGCCGCAUGAAAUGCGGCCCUCGUCUUUCUGCAGAGGCUGCAGAGAAGUUGAAGAACCGCUACAUUCUCAUGCGCAGCGGAGCUCGCCAGCAUGAAAGGGAAAGUGACCAUCGAUCCAACAUUCCCAUUACAGUCAGGCAGCUGGAGGCCAUUGUGCGAAUUGCAGAAUCCCUGAGCAAGAUGAAACUCCAGCCAUUUGCUACUGAGGCAGAUGUUGAGGAAGCCUUGCGGCUUUUCCAGGUGUCAACGCUUGAUGCUGCCAUGUCGGGCAACCUCUCAGGAGUGGAGGGUUUCACUACCCAGGAGGACCAGGAGAUGCUGUCUCGCAUUGAGAAACAGCUCAAGCGUCGCUUUGCCAUCGGCUCCCAAGUAUCUGAGCACAGCAUCAUCCAGGAUUUUGUGAAGCAAAAAUAUCCUGAGCAUGCAGUCUACAGGGUGCUGCAGCUUAUGAUGCGUCGAGGUGAGAUCCAGCAUCGCAUGCAGCGCAAGGUCCUUUACCGAAUCAAGUAAAAUAGAACCUUCUCCUGUAACCUUAAAGUUGGUUAGCUCUCCAGGCAGUCGGCAUCAGAGUUUAAGGACGUCUCCCAUACUCCCUGCCUCCAUCCCUGCCUUGUGAAACAGACCUUCAGAGUGAAGAAAGAGGAAGUUGGAACACCUGCACCCUCAAGUACAGACAUUCUUCCAGGCAUGAAAGUCAACAGGGGCCAGAUGAUUAUCAGAGCUCUAGCUUUUUAAAUUUGUUUCAGCAUCUUCACCUGGAUGUUUUGCCAUAACAUUAAACGCCUUUUUAACUGCACUGAAUAAUAAAAAAUGAGUUACGCA
Molecule: messenger RNA, 2625 nt
Organism: Varanus komodoensis (Komodo dragon)
Lineage: Eukaryota; Metazoa; Chordata; Lepidosauria; Squamata; Varanidae
Gene: MCM5
Product: minichromosome maintenance complex component 5
Exons: 17
Coding region: 109-2313 (734 amino acids)
Biological process (GO): double-strand break repair via break-induced replication; DNA replication initiation; DNA replication
Cellular component (GO): nucleus; MCM complex
Molecular function (GO): ATP binding; single-stranded DNA helicase activity; DNA replication origin binding
Source: RefSeq, a predicted model, not a curated record